CUCUCCUGUCCCUACUCUCUUCCUUGCUUCCCUUCGAAGUUGAAAGGGCGGGCGAUUGCGCGGAAAAGGGAAGCAGUACUUAGGUGGCUACACAAGGCAAUGUCAAGAUUGGGUCGUCCCCUGCGGAACGACAACAACAAAACAAGCACGCAGCCGGCCUGCCCCCUGCAGCCCUUCUGCAGCGCUCACCAGAAGCUCACGCAGAUAUUAUUGUCUCUAAAAUAAAGUGAAAAGGACUCGUGAGAACAACUCAUCCACGGGCCGGCCGCCUGCGACGGCCUUCCUGGGCUGGAUUUGACUGGACGAUGUUCGGGUUCUCAUGUUCCUCUACCCCUAUAUUCUUAUUGCUCUUGGCCUCUUGCCCCUAGACAUGCUCCUGACCGCAAGGUUGAGGUUGUCAUUGCAGCGUCGAGGCUUUGAUUACAGGAGCGGACAAACAGGUGAUGGACUCGGGGCCCGCUCAAGCGAGCCUGAUGCCGGCGGCAACAGAAAUGGUGAGCAGGGCAAAAUGACAAUCUGCAGUGUGCACCUGGAAGAUCCUGUCGAAGUUGUGAAUGACCAGGUCUGACUUUCGGGGACCGUCUGACCACA
Parathielavia appendiculata is the source of this 591-nucleotide messenger RNA. RefSeq lists its product as uncharacterized. The record is from RefSeq and is a predicted model, not a curated record. Bases 320 to 568 code for a protein of 82 amino acids. The transcript has 3 exons. NCBI's taxonomy places the organism in Eukaryota, Fungi, Ascomycota, Sordariomycetes, Sordariales, Chaetomiaceae.